AUGGGCGUCCCCGUAGUACUCGGAAGCAGCAGGUGUGGGUCGGGUUGGGAGAUAUGGACGCAAAUCUCCACCGUUAAUCUCAUCAUUGCAAUUCAACCACGAGCACGUAAGGGAAUUAAUAUUAUAGAUAUCACCCAACCACCUCAUGCCACUGAAAUGGAUCGAGCCAUUCCCGUAAAUGAUGUGAUAACAGCUGUACCCGGAGCAAGUUCCUUUGCUCAACACGUUACAAUAAUGGUCCAGUUUUCUCUUUCCCCUCUCUCAUCCUUUCCACCCUAUCCUCUUCCACUGCGACGGCCAAUCUUCAUCGCUUCUCCACCGACAAACGCCGCUGCUUCCGUCAUCGACGCUGUUUCCACGUCCAGCUCCCCUUCCGCUUCCAAUUACGCUCCCAAAGUCGUCGUCACCAGAGAGCGCGGCAAGAAUGGCAAGCUUAUCGACGCUCUGGCUAAAUAUGAAAUCAAUUGUUUGGAGCUUCCACUCAUUGAGCACACUCAGGGACCUGAUUUAGACAGGCUUCCUUCUGUAUUAGGUGACAAUGCAUUUGACUGGGUUGUCAUAACUUCUCCUGAGGCAGGUUCAGUCUUUCUAGAGGCAUGGAGAACUUCCGGGAUGCCUCAUGUCAAAGUAGGUGUUGUUGGCACUGGCACUGCAAGCAUUUUCAAGGAAGCUUUGCAGUCUUCAAACCGAACCCUUGAUAUUGCCUUUGUGCCAUCAAGAGCAACAGGAAAGGUUUUGGCUACUGAGCUUCCAAAGAUUGGAAAUAAAUGCACCGUUCUCUAUCCUGCUUCUGCUAAGGCUAGCAAUGAGAUUGAGGAUGGACUUUCAAACCGUGGAUUUGAGGUUACUAGAAUGAAUACAUAUACAACGGUGCCCGUUCAACAUGUUGAUCAUAUGGUUUUAAAGCUAGCUCUUGCUGCCCCUGUUGUUACGGUAGCUUCACCAUCUGCUAUUAGUGCCUGGAAGAAUCUUCUUUCAGAUUCAGAGUGGAACAAUUCUGUUGCAUGCAUUGGUGAGACAACUGCUACAAUGGCACGAAGUUUAGGCUUCACAAAUGUGUACUACCCUAUACAACCCGGCCUAGAAGGCUGGGUAGAAAGCAUUCUGGAAGCAUUAGGCUCUUAUGAUGAAUUAUUAAGGUAG
Messenger RNA from Sphenostylis stenocarpa, 1143 nucleotides. NCBI's taxonomy places the organism in Eukaryota, Viridiplantae, Streptophyta, Magnoliopsida, Fabales, Fabaceae. The record is from the annotation of a GenBank genome assembly.